AUGACGGCGAUCACGUCCGGGACCAUCACCACCUCCGUGCCAGCGACGACCACCACCACGGCGGAUCCGCCCCCGCUCCUUACGCCCGAGGAGGUGUCGGGCACCCUGCGAGAGCUCGUCCAAGCCGUCCGGGGCAUCACCCUCUACCUCGCCGGGAACCAGCCCCCGCCGCCGAGCGCCGCCACCACCGCCUAUGGGCCGCCGCCGCUACAGUGGCCCGCCCCAGCCUUCCAGGCGCCCUACGGAGGGGCGCCUCCGCCGCCACUCCUGCUGCCCUACCCGGCCUCGGGAACGCCUUGGCCAGCGUGGCCGACCGCCACCGCAUCGCUGGGGGGCCCGCCUCAGCAGUUCCUCCCAGCGCCACCGCCGGCCCCCCCGACGCAGGCGACGGUGCAGCAGCAGCACCAGGCGCCGCCGCCAUAG
Aegilops tauschii subsp. strangulata is the source of this 423-nucleotide messenger RNA. The record is from RefSeq and is a predicted model, not a curated record. NCBI's taxonomy places the organism in Eukaryota, Viridiplantae, Streptophyta, Magnoliopsida, Poales, Poaceae.